Messenger RNA from Melospiza georgiana, 765 nucleotides. Its product is annotated as olfactory receptor 14C36-like. NCBI's taxonomy places the organism in Eukaryota, Metazoa, Chordata, Aves, Passeriformes, Passerellidae. Bases 1 to 765 code for a protein of 254 amino acids. The record is from RefSeq and is a predicted model, not a curated record. Gene Ontology annotation, molecular function: G protein-coupled receptor activity; olfactory receptor activity. The transcript has a single exon. Gene Ontology annotation, cellular component: membrane. Gene Ontology annotation, biological process: G protein-coupled receptor signaling pathway.
AUGUUCUUCUUCCUGCUCAACCUGGCCCUCACUGACCUGGGCUCCAUCUUCACCACUGUCCCCAAAGCCAUGCACAAUUCCCUCUGGGACACCAGGGACAUCUCCUACACUGGAUGUGCUGCUCAGCUGUUUUUCUUUAUGUUCUUCAUUGGAGCAGAGUUUUAUCUGCUGACCGUCAUGUGCUAUGACCGCUACGUGUCCAUCUGCAAACCCCUGCACUACGGGACCCUCCUGGGCAGCAGAGCUUGUGCCCACAUGGCAGCAGCUGCCUGGGCCAGUGGCUUUUUCACUGCUCUUCUGCUCACAGCCAAUACAUUUUCCCUGCCCCUUUGCCAUGGCAAUGCCCUGGGCCAGUUCUUCUGUGAAAUCCCUCAGAUCCUCAAACUCUCCUGCUCCCAAUCCUUCUUCGGGGAAUAUGGGCUCAUUGUUAUUAGUGCCUGCUUAUCAUUUGGCGGUUUUGUGUUCAUUGUUUUCUCCUAUGUGCAGAUCUUCAGGGCCGUGCUGAGGAUCCCCUCUGAGCAGGGACGGCACAAAGCCUUUUCCACCUGCCUCCCUCACCUGGCCAUGGUCACCGUGUUCAUCAGCACUGGUACUUCUUUGUACUUGAAGCCCCCCUCCCUGUCCUCCCCAUUGCUGGAUCUGGCCCUGUCAGUUCUGUACUCGGUGGUGCCUCCAGCCCUGAACCCCCUCAUCUACAGCCUGAGGAACCAGGAGCUCAAGGCUGCAGUGUGGACACUGAUGACUGCAUGGUUUCAGAAGCAUUAA